AUGUGUAUCAAUUGCUUAGCUUUAAAUCAUGUCAUUGCAAAUUGUUCCAGUCGAUACUCUUGCAGUCAAUGCAAUAAAAGACACCAUUCACUUCUAAACUUGACUCAGAGCUCACCAUCAAAUUUUCGAGAUCUCAAUGCAGCUUCAAACCCAUUUGUAGCACAAGAUAAUCAAGCACGUACCUCACAAGCUCACCUCUUGAAUAUUAGUCAUAGUUCUUCAGCACCCAUCCCAGACCAUUAUAUAUCAUGUUCUCACAUACAGUCCGCUCCAUCUCCCCAUUCAUCAAACGAAAUACAACAGAACUUUUUUGUACAUGCUCAUCGAAGAGUUUUAAUCGAUAUCCGUGGUCGUGAUGGUAUUCAUCGCGUAAGGGUCUUGAUUGACCCUGGUUCCGAGUCUUCUAUUAUCACAGAAUCAACUCAACAACGUCUAAACCUACCAACUAAAGCCUCAGACAUUUCGAUUCUUGGAGUCAGUGGUACCCAGACAGCUAAAUCAAACAAAAAAUGUCUGAUUUCAAUAAUCAAUAGUGAAGCUCCAAGCGAAUCAAUCGUCACAAGUGCACUUAUUCUUAAAAAACUCACAAAUAAUUUACCUUGUAUGUCAUUUGCUUCAGUUGAUCCAUACGAAUCAGAAGGACUUUGUUUAGCCAAUCCAACCUUCAAAAAUUCUUCUCAAGUAAAUUUGCUUAUCGGAGCAGAUCUUUACCCAAGCAUUAUACGUAAUGGUGUUAAACAUAUUUCAAAUUCACUGCUAGCUCAAAAAACUGUUUUCGGCUGGAGUCUUUCCGGACCAAUCCCUCACACAGUUCAGGCUUACACUACUCGUAUCGUGGAUAAUGAAUCCCUUGACAAAAGCGUCAAAAGGUUUUGGGAGUUGGAAGAAGUUUCUGGACUAAAACACUUUGCUUCUGAACAAGAUAAAUACUGUGAAGACCUUUAUACGAAAUCUACCUUUAGACUUCCCAAUGGAAGAUAUGUAGUAAGUUUACCCUUUAAACCUGAAUUCGAACCAUCUUAUCUUGGAAACUCGAGAAAUGUUGCAUUACAACAAUUUUUUCGCACAGAACCUAAUCUUCAGAAAAAACCCGAACUUCAAAAUAAAUAUUCUCAGGUGCUUAACGAAUACCUUACGUUAAACCAUAUGCGCAGAGUUACACUUCAUGAAAGAUACAAUUCCACUAAUGUUUCUCCAUACUAUCUGCCUCACCAUGCAGUUCUUAAGCCAGAGAGUCACUCUACAAAAGUAAGAGUUGUGUUUAACGCCUCAAGCAGCACGUCUACCGGUAAAAGUCUUGAUGACUGCCUCUAUGCUAGACCCACUCUCCAAAGUGAUUUGCCGUCUAUAAUACUCAAAUGGAGAAUUUUUAAAUAUGCUUUCAAUGCGGACAUCGAAAAGAUGUACCGCUAG
Molecule: messenger RNA, 1413 nt
Organism: Episyrphus balteatus (marmalade hoverfly)
Lineage: Eukaryota; Metazoa; Arthropoda; Insecta; Diptera; Syrphidae
Exons: 1
Coding region: 1-1413 (470 amino acids)
Biological process (GO): proteolysis
Molecular function (GO): aspartic-type endopeptidase activity
Source: RefSeq, a predicted model, not a curated record